This is a messenger RNA of Stegostoma tigrinum, 2744 nucleotides long. It is a transcript of the gene ormdl1, whose product is annotated as ORMDL sphingolipid biosynthesis regulator 1. The record is from RefSeq and is a predicted model, not a curated record. Gene Ontology annotation, cellular component: endoplasmic reticulum membrane. Gene Ontology annotation, biological process: negative regulation of ceramide biosynthetic process; intracellular sphingolipid homeostasis; ceramide metabolic process. NCBI's taxonomy places the organism in Eukaryota, Metazoa, Chordata, Chondrichthyes, Orectolobiformes, Stegostomatidae. Bases 376 to 837 code for a protein of 153 amino acids. The transcript is spliced from 4 exons.
GUAAACUACCUUCCGUUGGCCCCUCUGUUUCCAUCCGGUUCUAUGGAGGCUGACUGUGAAGUCGGGGGAGUAAGAACGGGUUUACGUUGGACAUCGCUGUGGUAGUCAGUACCCAUUGCUAGGUGUCUGCAUCAACCUCACUCUUAACCUGCCUGUCUCCUCCUCCUCCCGGUGAUAUCUGGUCUCCGUGAGUCCCGCGCCCGCUUUCCUCCUACCUCCUCUUGUUCUUCGCGGCCUUUUGUUUAUGGCUGCCCUCCCCCUUCAUCACAAGCUGCUGGUGUGAUUGCAAGUUGCAUAAGGUUUCAGCGGCUUUAAAGACGGCGUUUGUUGGGUUAGUUUGAUCGUCGGCUUACAGCCUCGAGUGUUAGUAUAAAAAUGAACGUUGGCGUUGCACACAGCGAAGUGAAUCCUAACACACGAGUGAUGAACAGUCGUGGAAUAUGGCUGACAUAUGCACUUGGUGUGGGAAUGCUUCAUAUAGUGCUGUUGAGCAUUCCUUUCUUCACUGUUCCUGUUGUGUGGACUUUAACAAAUGUAAUUCACAACUUGGGAAUGUAUGUGUUCUUGCACGCAGUCAAAGGGACACCCUUUGAAACACCAGAUCAAGGGAAGGCAAGACUUCUGACACACUGGGAACAAUUGGAUUAUGGAGUACAGUUUACAUCUUCUAGAAAAUUCCUUACUAUUUCACCAAUUAUUCUGUAUUUCUUGGCCAGUUUUUAUACCAAAUAUGACCCAACACAUUUUAUUAUCAAUACAGCAUCUCUCUUAACAGUGUUGAUUCCUAAGCUGCCUCAGCUACAUGGUGUUCGAAUCCUUGGAAUAAACAAAUACUAAUUUGGAAGUCGUCACACAUUUUCUAACUAGCUUGUUAUGUUUACUGGGAAGAUUUAAAGCUGGUAAUCUGCUGUAUUGUUACCUCCAGUUAGAGUGUACUGACCAGUCCAAUGUAUGCCACUUUCAUUGUUUGUAUCCAUUUCAAAAACAGAUUUUUAUUUUGUUUUGUAAAAGGAGAAAAAGACAAAUGAAAUCUGGUAAUUGGUAUAAAUACUAAAAAGCUUCCCUCGAAUCUGGGCAGGCCCAGCUCUAAAAUUGCAAGGAGCUUUAUUAUACUGAAGAAAUUGUGCACAGCUUUAUGAAGUUGACACAGGUAUAUUAAAGAAAGGAAUUGUGUAGAAAUAUCCCAACUUAGGACUCGUAGAGUGAAAAGCAUGUUGCUAAUUUACUAUAAAGGUACAGAGGAAUAUGCCCCUGCCACUAUUAAAAGAUGGUUGGCAGGUUGACUUUUAAGAUUAUUUUUGUCAUCUUAAGUCUUCAUUAGAAGUAUAUGGUUGCUUCUGUUUUCUUUGAAGGUGAAGAAAAUUAUGGUACAGGGAUAGAUUGUGGAAAAUCAAAGUAAACAUUAAAUACAGUGAACUAUUAUAAUCCAUUUCAUGGAUUAUUCCAGUAACAUUUGUUUACUGGUUUCACUUUUAUCAAUUACUAAAAUAAAAUACUUCAUUACUUGGAAUCCAUAUAUAGGAUACAUACUUCUGUUCCAUGUAAUGUCACUUGACAAAAUGCACUCAAUCUAUAAAAAUGAUGUUACUUUGCAUACUGGUUUCUUUGUAUAGUUCAUGUUGGAGGGGAUUACUAUGAAAUUGUAUUUUGGAAAAGCUGUGGUUUGUAAUGCAUUUUGGUUAAUGAUUGUUUGAUGCCAAUUGUUUCUCAGCUGUACCCGCUGAUCUCCUUUUUAUUUAGUUUCAGUGGUGAGGUCAAUUUGUCAGUGUUCAAACAUUUACAGUUCUCGUGCUAAUUUCUCAACCUGUUUCGCUUUCAGAAAAAAGUGUUGAGUCGAAGCUAACUAGUUUCAGAUAGAAAGGCAGUUGGUAUCACCCCAAUUGAUCUUGGUAUAAUUUUAACUGAUUUAAUAGUGACACUGGUGUACAGUAUUGGGAGUAGGUUUUCUAGCUACCUUAGGCAUGCUUUUUUGCUUGCAACAGCAUUACUCUUUGAGUUGCUAUAAGGAAUUACAUAAGUAACCCAAAUUCUUGACCCAUCAACUUGUGCCUGCUGAUUUAGCAAAUUUUGCAGUGUACCAUUCAAGAUUAACAGCACCACAAAUAACGAGGUUGCUUUGAUACUGUAUUAAGAUAAAUACUUAGCAAAAAAUUAAACACUACCUAAAACCACAUGUUUGGUUUGUGCAUUUGAGCGUCUGAUUCAUGAAUUAGAAUUUAGCAUAAAAUCAGUUUUGAAACUCAAGUUUAUUUCCCCCCACUUUUUUCCAAACAUGCAAAACAUCUGUUCCUUAUACGCAAAUAAGACAGCAUUAGGGGAAAUGUGAAUUCUUUAUAAACUAUAAAACAGUUUUGACCUUGUGGUAUCAUGGCUGAUAUUUUUUAAAACUUUGCUAAUUGACUUAUUAAUGCUGUAUUUUGAAUGCUGACUGCCUCCCUCCAUUUAGAAUAUCAGAAUCUGAACCGAUAAUGUUAAGUAUUGGAAAGAUAAAUAUAUAUUUUGCUGUGAUUCAUUGUUAUAUUACAUUUAUUUUUGUAUUUGGUGUUGGUUUUUCCCCUUUAAAUUAAGGGUGCUGAUUCAAUUCCAAACUUCGGCAUUCCUAACUUUCCUCUAGCUUUGUUCAUAUGUUGAAAAGUGAUGGUCAUGUUAAAUUCAGAAGAUGGAAGAAAGCAGUCGACUGUACAGUAUGACUAAAUUUAUUAGGAGCAGAAUGGCCCUUAUUAAAAGAUUAUUCAAGGGUCUAA